Messenger RNA from Perca flavescens (yellow perch), 1860 nucleotides. Its product is annotated as piggyBac transposable element-derived protein 3-like. The record is from RefSeq and is a predicted model, not a curated record. Bases 1 to 1860 code for a protein of 619 amino acids. The transcript is spliced from 7 exons. Lineage: Eukaryota; Metazoa; Chordata; Actinopteri; Perciformes; Percidae.
AUGGGUCAUGUAAUCAGGUCAUGUGACUUUAUGCCAACAUUCCAAACAUUUGUAUCAAAAUCCAAACUGGCAGCAUACGUGGACAAAGACACUGGCCAUGAGGGAAUUUCUGUCAGCAGUUUCUACAGUACAAGAAAGAGAGAGGUGAAGUCUGUAGUUUUGCCACCUGAUGGUUCAUCAGAUUCAGAGGAGGGAUCCAAUGAGGAAGUCGAGGAAGAUGAGCUGUAUAGGCCUACAGAGGGACAGUGUGAGGAUGACAGCAGCAGCAGUGACAAUUUGAAUGGCAGCUCUAGUCAUGAGGCCGAGGAAGGAGCAAAACAGAAUAAACAAGCAAACCAGAAUAAACGAGGGAAGAUGUUUAGUUGGAGAAAAACUGAGUUUGAGCACCAGUCCACUGCUACACAAAGCUGCUUCACUGCACCAGACGAGCUCUCCACUCCACUAAUGUACUUCUCCAAAUUCUUCGACAAGGACAUCUUUGAAGUCAUUGCUCAGCAGACAAACUUGUAUUCCUGUCAGCUCAUUGGAUGCAGCAUCAACACUAAUGUGUCUGAAAUCAAGGCUUUCAUUGGAAUGAAGCGGAUCAUGGGUAUAGUGAAAAUGCCUGCAAUGGAAAACUACUGGGCAACAGAUACAAGAUAUGAGAAAGUAGCAGAUGUCAUGCCACUCAAGAGGUACAAAUGUUUAUCCAGGAUGCUCCACUUUCAAGACAACAUGAGCUCUGAGUCCAGUGAAGAUGUACUGGACCACAUGAGGAGCAAGUGCAUGGAAUUGGAGAGUGAGAACCAGUUCUCAAUUGAUGAAAUGAUGGUUCCUUACAAAGGAAAAAAAAAAGCUGGAAGUCUGCGGCAGUAUCUACCCAGUAAACCCAAAAAUGGGAUUGGAACACAUCUAAAAGAUUCUAUGGGCCUCAGAAGUUCGGGCACUAUUCGAAAGAACCGCUUGAUGGGUUGCAGGGUAGAAGAAGAUCGAGACCUCCUACGAAGAGGAAGAGGCAGCUUCGACUUUCGUGUUGACAACGAUGCAAAGCUGGCUGUGGUCAAAUGGGCCGACAACAAAACAGACACUUUGGUGAGCUCCUGUGCGUCUGUCAACCCUGUUGGCCAAGUGAGACGCUACUCUAAAGAGGAGAAGAGAAAGAUAAGUGUGCCAUGCCCCAAGAUUGUGUCUGAAUACAAUACUCACAUGGGAGGAGUGGAUUUGGCAGAUAUGAUGAUUGCCCUGUAUCGCACUCCAGCAAAGUCCCAUCGGUGGUACAUGGGCAUAUAUUGGCAGAUAGUUGACAUUGCUGUCAAUAACGCAUGGCUCCUCCACCGGCAUGAUGCAGCAGCUCUUGGUCAGAAACACCAGUGUCUGAAGGACUUUAGGCUGGAUGCUGCCAGGGGACUCAUCUACCUUGAAAAGCAGAAAAGGGGACGGCCAUCCAAAGGAAAUGAAGACAAUACGCCACAAAAAGUGAUCAAACAGCCAAAGGUUCCCAGGCCAGUGGAUGAUAUGAGGUAUGACAGGAUUGACCACUUCCCUAUCCUGUCAGUGAAAGGCCGAUGCAGGAUGUGCCAGGAUGGGCAGACAUCCAUCAUGUGUCAGAAGUGCAAAAUAGAAGACACCUGUUUCAGCAUGACACUUUUCAGGGAGGGCUACUCAGAGGGUACAGAUCCCACACAGGGCCGACCCAACGCAAAGAUCUGCACCCAGGUCUUAGGAGCAGGAAACACUGCCACAACCACAAGCCUGGUUAUGUUGCUACAGUUUCUGCUAUGGGGAGGGGUGUACACUCCAGGAGCUGCCUUCUAUAAAACUAGUCUCAUCGACCGCCUCCAUAACCACAGCAUCAAGUUUUCAGUCAGAGGCUACCAGUAA